UACUAAACUACUUUGUAAAUUUCCAUUUUAUAACUCUUACAUUUGAUAAUUGUUGGUAACAGGGAGAUUGACACUGCUUUGGUAAGUGUGUGUGUGUGUGUGUGUGUGUGUGUGUGUGUGUGUACACAUUGUUUGUAACUGGUUGCUGCUACAGAAUGAGACUGGAGAGUCUUACAUUGCUGAAAUAUCCUGUGUUCUUUGUGUUUAAAGUUUCUACAAAUGAAUAAAUGAGAAUUGUAUUUUCUGGUUUUUGUACAAAACUCUGUUACGGAGCCAUUGUUGCUUUUUUAUAUACCUAUUAAGGAAAUAGUUAUUUUACCUUUUGCAUUUCCUAAUUAUUAUUUGUAUUUUGUUGUCUAGGUACUUAAGAGAUUAUGGCAUCUGAAAACCACAAUGUUAAGAAACGGAACUUCUGUAAUAAUAUUGAGGAUCAUUCCACUGAUCUUCCUAGAAAAAGGAUUUCUAAUUUCACUAAUAAGAACAUGAAGGAGGUUAAGAAAUCUCCCAAACAGUUGGCUGCUUACAUAAAUAGAACAGUUGGACAAGCUGUGAAAAACCCAGACAAACUACGUAAAGUGAUCUGUCGCAGAAAGAAAGUUCAUCAUCCCUUUCCGGAUCCUUGUUACAGAAAAAAACAGUCCCCUAGCAGUGGGGGCUGUGACAUGGCAAAUAAAGAAAAUGAACUGGCUUGUGCAGGCCACCUGCCCGAAAAGUUACGUCAUGAUAGUCGACCAUAUUUGAUUAAUUCCAGUGACUCUGGUUCUUCACAGACAGAAAGCCCAUCAUCAAAAUAUAGUGGGUUCUUUUCUGAGGUUUCUCAGGACCAUGAAACAAUGGCCCAAGUUUUAUUCAGCAGGAAUUUGAGAUUGAAUGUAGCUUUAACUUUUUGGAGGAAGCGAAGUAUAAGUGAACUUGUAGCCUAUUUGGUAAGGAUAGAAGAUCUGGGAGUUGUAGUAGAUUGCCUUCCUGUGCUCACCAAUAGUUUACAGGAAGAAAAACACUAUAUCUCACUUGGCUGCUGUGUGGACUUGUUGCCCCUAGUAAAGUCAUUACUUAAAAGCAGAUUCGAAGAAUAUGUAAUAGUUGGUUUAAACUGGCUUCAAGCAGUUAUAAAACGGUGGUGGUCAGAACUGUCAUCCAAAUCAGAAGUCUCCAAUGAUGGAAAUAUUCAAAUUUUAAAACAACAAUUAAGUGGGUUAUGGGAACAGGAAAACCAUCUUACUUUGGUUCCAGGAUAUACUGGUAAUAUAGCUAAGGAUGUAGAUGCUUAUUUAUUACAGUUGCAUUGAGAGAUUUCUACUACUAAAGGAGCAUUUGGUUUUUCAAGACAUCCUGGGACUAUAUGAUUUUCAAAAAUGGGCCUCUUGAGAACUGUGAACUAUGGAAGAAAUCAAAAUGAUUUUUUUCUUUUACGAAGCCACAUAAUGAAACCACUAAUGAAGCCCUAAGCAUCUACUUCACAUUGAAGUGGAAUAGUAUCCAAAAGGAGCAGCUUCAGCUUCAGUGAGGUGGAAGUGCACUAUGAAGAUUUUUCACCCUUGCUGCAGUUGAGAUCUGUAUGGUUAUUUGAUAACAUUGUUGAAGAACUACUGGGUCUUAAUGCAGUUAUGCAUAAGAAUAUAAUUUAUACUCUGGAAAAGUAAGACAAGACUUAUUACUAGAAAGUACAAAGACCAAUCAUAGUGGUUUUUGUUUCUUUUUUUUUUUUAAGAUUGUUUUAUAAAAAAACUUAAAUGUGUGCAGCUAUUUUCUUAUGUUAAAAAGACUUUUAAAGUGAAAAUAUCAAAGCAAAUAAUCAAUAUUAAAUUUUUGUGUUCAUAUUGAGAUGCUCUAUAUACAAAAUGCCUUAAUUAUUACUAAGCCAAUAUCAAUAUGUUAUGAUACCAAUAUCUGUUUAAAAAAAUUAAAACUGACCAUGCUUCUGGCAUGAUAAAAUCCUGGAAUUAAAUCAGGGAUUUACAUUCACAUAGAAUGUUAUUGUUCAGUGUAUUCCACUCAGUUUUAAACUUGAGAACAUUUUUAGUAUCUCUGAUUUUUUUUUCUGGCUGGAAUCAUCAUGCCAUGUAUGUAUGUAUGUAUGUUUUCCUAUAUAAGAAAAGGUGAAUAUGUGUUUGUAUGAAUGUGUAAUUGAAAAUGUCCAUGAAAUUAGCUAAUUUAUAUUCACUUUUUAUUGUAUAUAGAUUUCUAAUAUUUUCAUUUCUGUAUCAUUUAAGCUUCCUUCAUUUGAGUAAAUUCACUAAAUACUCCUAUUUUUUGCUUUUUUUACUUCUGAGUUUAUAUGAAUUCUAAUAAUUUCUUUUUACUACAUAUUUUAAAGAGUUACAUACAAUGCUUUAGAAUUGUUUACAGUUAAUACUGACUUUGUACUUUAAUUUCCAACACUUUACUACCUCUACUGGUUAGUAUAAAACUCCGACAGACUGUAUGAGGUCAUAAAGUUCCACUUUACUCUCAGCCUGAUUUGAAAAUGACUUAAGAACUCUAAAUCUUACCUAUAUUGUGGUUCAUACAUCAUCUCAUCUCUAAUAAACCUGAAAGAUGCUGAGCACAGAUUCUUUGGAAUCAGAUUGUUUAGUAUUCCUUCCAGCACCUGAAUUAAAAGCUU
Molecule: messenger RNA, 2605 nt
Organism: Ochotona curzoniae (black-lipped pika)
Lineage: Eukaryota; Metazoa; Chordata; Mammalia; Lagomorpha; Ochotonidae
Product: KATNB1-like protein 1
Exons: 9
Coding region: 375-1289 (304 amino acids)
Cellular component (GO): nucleolus
Molecular function (GO): microtubule binding
Source: RefSeq, a predicted model, not a curated record